AUGAAAACGUUGGAGACAAUCGAUAAAUUAGUGGAAACUGUUGAGAAGGUGACAUCUUUUAAAAAGUGUCCAAGAUAUGACCGUCAUGGCAAUGAGCUCCCCCCAUCUACUGGUUCCUUAGAGGAACUGAUAGAAUCAGGAGAAACUCAAUUCCUUCAACUGGCAGAUGCAGCUGAAGAUAAGGCCAAAUACUUCUUUCUACUAGGAAAGAUGUAUAACUGUUGUUCAAAAUUUCGUACCAAAGCACUAGAGGCAUUAUGUAAGGCAGUUAAGUUAGACCCUGAUGCUAUCGAGGCAUGGAACGAGCUUGGGGAAUGCUAUUGGUAUCAUCUAAAUUUUGAGAUGGCAAGACAAUGUUUCGAAAGAGCUUUAGCAAAGUCUGAAAAUAAAAUCUCAUUACGGAAUUUAUCAGUUGUUGUAAGAAAACUAGGCCUCAGCAUGCCAACUGAUCUUGAAAAGAACAAAUACUUUGAGGAUGCAGCAGAUUUUGCUAAAAGGUCAGUGAAAAUUGACCCCACUGAUGGAGUUUCCUGGAGCAUUUUAGGAAAUGCGUAUCUCUCUCUAUUUUUUGGUAUCAGCUCUGAAUAUCAACAUGCUCUUCAAGCAAUAGCAGCUUAUAAGCAAGCAGAAAAAAAUUUAGAAGUCAUCGACAACUUCGAAAUAUUUUAUAACAAAGGAAUUGUCCUAAAGUAUAUUGAGCAUUAUUCUGAUGCAUUAAAUACCCUUUUGAAAACAAUAGAAUCAGAAAAAACUUGGGAUUUGUCGUUCAAUACAUAUAAUUCACUACUUCAGUAUCUGGACUUGAUUAUGAGUUAUAUUGGUCACAAAGGCAGAUUAAAGCCUAAGAAAUUUUAUGCAAUGAUAAAAGGUUUAAAUACAGUGAAGGUUGGACCAUAUUCCAAAUUUAAAUUGAUUUUCAUCAACUCUCUAGUUGAUGGAGUAAACAAGAAUUCUGUUUUGUUUGGGAAAGUUUUAUGGAGUGUACAAAUGGACUGUUCUUUUCCAUUCUCAUUUGGCUUAGUUGAUGCCAAUGGUGAUGAAGUUGUCAUAACAGUCUUUAACUUAUCUAUAGCUCAUAGAUUUUUCAUUAUUGGUGACUCAGUUGCCAUUCCAAAUCCCUGGUUUGAGGAUGUAGAUGCAUCACAUAAAGAUAAGUGUUACAAAUUCAGGAAAGUCAGGGUAGAAAAUCCUACGGAACUGGUUGUUAAUGAUAAGCAGUUACCUGACUCAUGCUUUGCGAAGGUCAAAUUUGAUACACUGCCAAUGCAGUUUUGAGAUCCUUAAUGUUUUAAAAAUAAACCAUUUGUCUUACUUUUUUCAUAUAGUUUAUAAUGUGAAUUUUUUAUUGAUGAAAAUAUAUAUUUCUUUAUAAAAUGAG
Messenger RNA from Nezara viridula (southern green stink bug), 1378 nucleotides. NCBI's taxonomy places the organism in Eukaryota, Metazoa, Arthropoda, Insecta, Hemiptera, Pentatomidae. The record is from the annotation of a GenBank genome assembly.